GGCCGACCUUAGAAAAGGGCUUCCCAAGACGCAGCUCGCUUUUCCCCUGCGUCGCGAAGCGGACGGAAAAUACUGUGGUGCGGGAAACCUUUUACGCUUGUGACAACGGCAGCGCCCAUGACGCGAUUUGCGCAAACGCCUCCGCCGCACGAAGACUCUAUGGAAGAGACUGCCCCCAGCGCCGCCCAUCUGGGCCGAGCCGACUACUUUGCGGUGGAGACCCUCCUGGCCAUGAGCAGGCACGGCAAGGACAGUGUUGUCCGACCGCUGCCUGGCAUGGACCUCACACCCCCAAACUCGGAGGACGAGCAGGAGGAGGCGUCUCCGGGCAAGGGCGGCUGCAGCAGGUCCUCGGAACUCGCACGGCUGCUGCUGGCAGACAGUCGUCCGACUCCUGCGGCCCCGCAGACUUGCACCCCGGUGUCGGUGAUCGUCCGAGCACCCCCCAAGAGCCGCCCCCCGGUUGCCGGGACCCCCCCGCCGCCUCCUCCGCCCCCCAGGCCGGAACCCCUCCGCCCCGUGGUGGCCAUUGCGCCUAAGCCCGCCCUCUCGAUCCUUCCAACCAUGGUGCGCGCCGAAGAGACGCUGGUCCAGACCCUGGUGCCCAUGGGUGCCGUCAGGCUCUUGGUGGCGCGCCCCGUCCCGACGACUCUCUUCAUCAACGCGCCGGCAAACAACGCCCCGUCGACGCCGGAAGAACGCCGGCGCUCCUAUGUCUGCGGCUACGCGGGCUGCGGCAAGACCUACUUUAAGAGCUCGCACCUCAAGGCCCACGUGCGGACGCACACGGGGGAGCGCCCCUUCGCCUGCCAGUGGGCCGGCUGCGAGCGGUGCUUCUCGCGCUCGGACGAACUUUCGCGCCACAGACGGACCCACACCGGCGAGAAGCGCUUCUGCUGCACGCUGUGCGACCGGCGCUUCAUGCGCAGCGACCACCUCGCCAAGCACGUCAAGCGCCACGGGAGUAGCCGGCGCGUUGCGUUGUGGCCGCCCCGUGCCGCCCCUGCGACCUAGGGGCGGCCCGCGGUGACCGGCCAAACAUGGAGAUUGGAUUCUCCGGACCUUUGGUGUCGAUGCGCUGGCGUCGAACUGCCUUGACAUGGCUUUCGCGGGACGGACGAGUUCUGCAGGCAAACGGUGCAGGUCGCCGGUCGGACCACCGGGAGGUGGUCCUCUCUGCGCCGGGCAGGGCGAAACAAGACCGCGCCUGUCCCCAGAGCUGGUUGGGAUGCGGACGGCGGCGGACCGCGUGCCGCGACGAGUGCGGAUGAAUAGGGAAGCCACCGUUUCGUAUUGCCUAUUUAUGAAUAAAUGCGCACAAAGCAGAAUCCACA
Ixodes scapularis (black-legged tick) is the source of this 1334-nucleotide messenger RNA. RefSeq names its product Krueppel-like factor 16. The coding region runs from base 118 to 1014 and encodes 298 amino acids. Gene Ontology annotation, molecular function: DNA-binding transcription factor activity, RNA polymerase II-specific; RNA polymerase II cis-regulatory region sequence-specific DNA binding. The record is from RefSeq and is a predicted model, not a curated record. NCBI's taxonomy places the organism in Eukaryota, Metazoa, Arthropoda, Arachnida, Ixodida, Ixodidae. The transcript has 3 exons. Gene Ontology annotation, biological process: regulation of transcription by RNA polymerase II.